Prunus dulcis (almond) is the source of this 537-nucleotide messenger RNA. RefSeq lists its product as uncharacterized. The coding region runs from base 1 to 537 and encodes 178 amino acids. NCBI's taxonomy places the organism in Eukaryota, Viridiplantae, Streptophyta, Magnoliopsida, Rosales, Rosaceae. The transcript has a single exon. The record is from RefSeq and is a predicted model, not a curated record.
AUGGGUUCAUACUCUAACACCAGCAUUGUCCAAAAGCCACCCAGGCUUUCCAUGGGAAGCCUUCAAAGAACCAUUUCUGACAUUUCAGAUGAACUAAGCAGCAGCUCCAAAGAAGCCAUUCAUGCCAUGCAGCUUCCAACUAUCUCUGAGGUUGAGGAUGCCAAGUGUGAGUGCUGUGGCUUGUGUGAAGAGUGCACCAACGAGUACAUCAAUCGCGUGCGAAACCAGUAUUCGGGGAAGCUGAUUUGUGGGUUGUGUGCAGAAGCUGUGAAGGAAGAGAUGGAGAAGAAUGGAGGCAAAAGAGAAGAGGCUGUCAAUGAGCAUUUCAGUGAUUGUGUCAAGUUCAAUAGGCUUGGCAGGGCAUACCCUGUUUUGUACCAGGCGGAGGCCAUCAAAGAGAUCUUGAAAAAGAGUUCAAAAAUUAGGGCCAAGUCUACAGGUCCUAGAGAUAAGAGUGUUAAAAAGAAUAAUGCCAUCACAAGGAGCUCCAGCUGCAUUCCUGCGAUUAAUCGAGAAGAACUGAGCCCUAAACCCUGA